This is a messenger RNA of Alternaria hordeiaustralica, 480 nucleotides long. RefSeq lists its product as uncharacterized. The transcript has 3 exons. NCBI's taxonomy places the organism in Eukaryota, Fungi, Ascomycota, Dothideomycetes, Pleosporales, Pleosporaceae. The record is from RefSeq and is a predicted model, not a curated record. Bases 1 to 480 code for a protein of 159 amino acids.
AUGUCGACCAGUACUAUUCCGAUACCUCGCGACCCAACCGAUGACGAAGCUCUUGCCCUGUUCAAGGCCAUAGAGGAGAAGUUCCCAUCGCAGUCACUUGGAGAUGACAAGUGGUAUGUCCUUCUGCUCGCGGCAAUGGUAGGCGGCGGGCAGCCGGGCUUCGCGCCUCUGCUCUACAAGGAACUCAUCAAGCGACCCGAAUGCCAAACACCCGAACAGCGUCAGGCGUUGAUGCGGAGGAUACGAGAAACACUAUUCAAGCUCAUCGUCAUUGUGGGCGUGUGCAAGCCGCUGGAAGCCAUCUUCGAUAUCGAUGCCAUUACGAGGCCAGAGGACAAGGAUUAUACAUUCUCUAGAGAGGGAUGGCAGUGUGACGAAGCCAACUCAAAACGUGGUGCAGCAUGGCAAGGUCGCUUAUACCAACACAACCAGGAGGGCAUCGACAACGUGUUGGCAUCACAAAAGGAUUUCGGCAUGUAG